Messenger RNA from Paramecium pentaurelia, 342 nucleotides. The record is from the annotation of a GenBank genome assembly. Lineage: Eukaryota; Ciliophora; Oligohymenophorea; Peniculida; Parameciidae.
AUGUCUUUAACCGAAUUGGUUAAUACUUAUAAUACAAGAGACUCUCGACAUUAAUCAAAAAAGCCAAUACUGAAAUCUUCUUAAUAGAAAUUAUAUUAAACACUUCCAAGAUUGGACUGGGCUGGAAAUGAAAUAAUUAAAGGAGGAUCACACAAAAUUGCUUUUAUUAGUUAAUAGAAUACAUCUAGAACAUUCUUAGACCUUCUCUCAUAGGAAUUAUCUAAUUAGAGUGACGAAGUUGAUGAAGAUUAUAAUGAAAUGUUAAACUGUUAAACUGUGAAGAAUGUAAGUAAACCACAACCAGAACUAAGUCAAUAGUCUAAUUGUUGUUUUAUUUAUUGA